Pecten maximus is the source of this 1591-nucleotide messenger RNA. RefSeq lists its product as uncharacterized. The record is from RefSeq and is a predicted model, not a curated record. The transcript is spliced from 3 exons. The coding region runs from base 161 to 1420 and encodes 419 amino acids. NCBI's taxonomy places the organism in Eukaryota, Metazoa, Mollusca, Bivalvia, Pectinida, Pectinidae.
UUUGUUCCGAAAACAUACUUUCCCGGGAAUCUGGCUCAUCCUCAAAAAUCAACGACAACGGGUUAGGAUCUAGCCCCCACCGGUUCUUAUAAGGCCUAGGCCUAUAUAUAUUAUAGCUGCCAGCUUGACGCCAGUCACGUUGGAGCGUCACGUAAGCAUUAUGGCCACGAAAGAACCCAGUGAGAUCAAUGAAGAUGAGUUAACAUGUUCCUCAGUGCCAAAACAAGUGAAAUGUUGUGUUGAUGUGUGUGAUUCUCCUGUUGGUCAUAUCCAUGAUGCUUUUAAACCUGAUUCUGAACGGGUUUACAGGUGUCUUGGAGAACUGACUCCUUUGCUGGAUGAGCAAGCUAACCCCGACGUGUUCAUGAAGGUAUAUCCAGCGAAGGUUGGCAAUAACAAUGCUGAGAAUGGAGCUUCGUUUUCAGAUGCAUAUUGCAAUGUUGAAUUUUUCUCGGAUGCGUAUCCAAUCGCUCAUAUAUUUCAGAAGGGACUAAGAGUUCUGCUUGAAUAUUUCACCGACAACCGUAAACCUGCUGGCGAAAUGGAAGCACAUUCAUUGGAAGUUUUACUUCAUUUCCUUGAAAGAGACCACUUUACACAGCAAGGUUAUUCAUUGGAGACCAUAAAGGGGAUGUCAGAAACAGAUAUUACUAUAUUCUUGGUUAAUCACUUUUUCGGGAAGCUAUCUAUGACUUCAAAGUAUGUCAUAGAUGCACAAUCAAAAGGAAAUCGAAAAGAAAAUACCUGCCCUUGUUCCAGAGCAGGCUGCAAAAUGACUGGCAUGUUUGGAGAUACAAGUAUCGGAAAUCCAGAAGUUUGGCAUGGGAAAGUUGAUGUUCUCCUGAACUAUACAGAUACUGUGUUGAAGGUAACCUGUGAAGAAGAGGAAGAUGAUCAUAAUGAAAGUCCUGGAAAAACCGCUACGGAGGUCAAAAGACGCACAUCAAAUAUCAGUGAUAAUGGUCAGAUUUUUGCUGAGGCUAUAGUGUUUUCAUUUCUUCAGAAACAACUACAUCCUUACAGGAAACACCAUUUGUAUCCUUGUAUAGCUGUGAACAGUACAGAUUUGUUUGUGUACCUUUAUGACUCAAGGCAUGAUGUUCUGCUGGUAAGCUCACCAGUGUCAUUGUUUGAUCCAGACACAGGUCGCUUUCGGUUAUCUACCAUAUUUCUAUCAUGGUUGGUGGUGAAUCAUAAAGGAUUCUGCAGUGGCCUUUCCUCUAAGUUGAUUGAAAAAAAGGCAGGAUUCUUUGUGAGCAAGAAAAUAGAUAUUUUUGAGAAAGGCCUGCAAUUUGGACAAGUAGCCUCGCCAGUCAAGUCAUCCAGGGUAUAUAGUAGGGUGAGAGAACGUUGCGAAGAUGUUGAAGAUCUGAAUGAUAAAAGGAUACAUCUUAUUUCAUGUAAAAAAUUUAAGAGCUAAAAAAUGGACAAUUCAAGGAAAAGCAUAACCACAGUUCUAAUUGCAACCAAUUGCAGAUUUUGUAAUCUUUGAAUCCUAAUUAUAUUAGCAUGCUUGUAAUCAACUUCCUUGCAUUUUGUAUUGGAUUGCUGUCUGUUUAUAAGCAAGUCACUUAUACAAUAUACAAUGUAA